CGGGGCAUAAGCGCCUCCCCGUCGCGGCCGAGCCCCCUGCCACCCCCCGGCUGAGUUGUCCCAGCGAGGAGCGCCUCGUCCGUCGGGCGUCGCGAUGCAGGGCCAGGCAGCGGGCAGCCGGGCGCUGUGCUGCGCGCUGGCUGCCGUCGGGUUGCUGUCGGCGCUCAGCGCCGCGGGCACCGUCUUCUUGCUGGGACAGUGGCGGGAGCUGAGCGCCGCGCUGCAGGCGAUCCAGGACGAGGUGGCGCAGCUGCGACAGCCCCAGGUUCCUCCGAGCGCGUUGCGGCACCUCCGCGACAGCGGCGCCCCGUCGGACGGCGGCCUCGCCCAAGCGCCGGGCGGCCGCGACAAGAGGAGCCAACGGAGGCGCGCCCUCGCCAAGAGCCACAUCCGCGCAGAGGACGAGGAUAUGCUCAUGAUGAUGACCUACUCCAUGGUGCCGGUCCGGGUGAUGAUCGAGAUCUGCAACAGCACAAAGGGAGUGUGCUUGACAGGACCACCAGGAUUACCAGGUCCUCCCGGGCUUGAUGGACUGCCUGGUUUUAAUGGAUCAGAUGGCGAUCCUGGCAUCCCUGGACAGAAGGGAGAAAUUGGAAAAAGAGGGAAACCAGGAUUGAAAGGAGAACCUGGAGAGAGAGGCGAAAAAGGGGAUCCUGGCGAAAUUGGCUUGCCUGGGAAAGAGGGAGAGCGAGGAGAAAAGGGAUCCAGGGGUCCCAAGGGGGACAAAGGUGAUGCGAACAAUGAACUCAUGGCAGAAGGUGCAAAAGGUGAGCCAGGGCCUCCAGGGCCCUCUGGUCCCCCAGGGCCUCCAGGACCUCCAGGGCCACCUGGGAAGCGCAAAGCUAAGGCCCAGGUUCAGGAGAAAAUGUUCAGUUCAGAGUGUACAGGGGAGACCUGUGCUAUCCCAAAUGACGAUACCCUGGUAGAGAAAGGAAAAGAGAAAGGACACCUGCGUCAGCACAGAAAACCAGAAUGCAUAAUUAAAUCAAUCGGGAACCCAGCUGAGAUUAUACAAUUAAGACAGAGCUACGGAGCGUGGAUGAUGGAUCUCGCCAACAGAAGUGAUGAAAAAAUUUGGAUCGCUGAACAUUUCACAGGCCACAUGAUUAAAGAAUAUGAGGACAUCUCUGCACUGUGGAACAACAGCUACAGCACCAUCGAGCUGCCUUGGCAAUAUUAUGGCUGUGGACAUGCCAUCUAUAACAACACCUUGUACUAUCAGCGUGUCGGGCGCAACAUUAUUGUGAAGUACGACUUUGAGACACGGUCCUCGCAGACGCUCUCCGUCAAAAACGCCUGGUACUUUGAGCGCAAGUACCUCUUCGGCGCUUCCAAAUCCUACUUCAGCGUCGCCGUGGACGAGAAGGGGCUUUGGGUGCUCUACCUCUCGAGGCCGGACGAGCACAUCAUGGCUGCGCAUAUAGACGAGGACACCUUCUCGGUGCUGCGGUACAUCAACACCACGUACCCGCAGUCCAAAGCCGGCAAUGCGUUUGUCGCCUGCGGGGUGCUGUACAUCACCGACAAGAACCACACACAUGUUGCCUUUGCUUAUGAUCUCUUGAGGGAAAGGCAGUUGGACACCAGCUUUGAGUUGAAACUGUCGCUAUCCGACGCAGGCUUUGCUUACAAAGUGUCCCCAACUAAGCAGGACGAUUCGUCGUUUGUGCCCGUCCUGGCCAUGCUUUCCUAUAAUCAAGGGGACAAGCGUCUCUACACAUGGGAGCAUGGCUUCCUGAUGCAAUACCCUGUCCAUUUUGUCGGCUGAAUGCACUUGGUACCGGUCCAUGAUGGCCAGCUUUGCCUGUCGUCCGUAUUGGAGAUCCGGCUCUCCAAAACUUUCGGAGAAAACAAUUGCACAUCUCCCAUUUGAGGAGAGUCGCAAAGCAAUGUGCGUACAGACAGGGCGGCUUCUUCUCGCCCUGCUUUGUGUCCCCAGCGUAGAUGUUUAGAUUACGUAGGCUUCUAUGGCUUUGCAGAAUAAAGGCCACUCAGUGUCCUAGCGACUGGUGCAUGCCGGCAGAAGCCCAAUGAGGCUUUUGUUUUGCAGAGAGGCUGCGAAAGGAAGGCCCUUUCGAAUGCCAUGUGCUUCGAGCACCAACGGAGGCAUGUGGCAUCUCUCAUCAAAGCACCCAUGAAUGCAUCUAAAAGCCUGCAGCUCCCAUGCGGUGCUCCUUCUCACGACCUGGGUCACAAUGGUACCAUACAUUUAAGGCAUGCUUGGACCACUUUCGCGUUGGAACGGUAGUUUUUGUUAAGGGUCCUGUGGAUCGGAGGUCUUGGGUUGUCUUCUAGCAACCCCUGAAACCCUUUAACCAACUGCAGUUGCCGGAUUCAUUUUGGGGGAAGCCAGAGCUGCAAAAGUGGUGCAAGCGUCCUUUUAAAUGUAUGGCUGGGGUCCACACCAGCCAUUUUAAAACUUGUGAGGGCUGUGCCUGGUGUUCUCUGCCCACUAGCACAAGGCUUUUUGCACUAGCAGGUGGGAGAUUUUAGUGUUGUGGAACGGUGGCAUCCAAGGCAACAGAAACUUGUUGCACCGCAGCGACCCACCUGCCCGUGCAUUAUCUCAGGCAAUGAUGUCCUCCUGCUGCGAAGCAUCUUGCCAGCAGAAGAAGUAUACCACUAAGUGUCAAACGUCGGGAUGCCACCUUCAGUUGAUUGGUCUGUUGGUUGCGUGUGGCUGCUUAGGUGGUCAUGCGUAUUGCUCUAAA
This is a messenger RNA of Lacerta agilis (Sand lizard), 2711 nucleotides long. It is a transcript of the gene GLDN, whose product is annotated as gliomedin. Gene Ontology annotation, biological process: signal transduction. NCBI's taxonomy places the organism in Eukaryota, Metazoa, Chordata, Lepidosauria, Squamata, Lacertidae. The transcript has 10 exons. Gene Ontology annotation, cellular component: cell surface. The record is from RefSeq and is a predicted model, not a curated record. The coding region runs from base 95 to 1768 and encodes 557 amino acids.